AUGGGGAAGAAGUCCAAGACAUUCACAGGAUGCUGGACAUGUCGCGCCCGCAGAGUCAAGUGCGACGAGGCCCAGCCAAUCUGCAACCGCUGUACUAGAGCAGGUCGAAUCUGCGAGGGCUACGGAGUGCGCCUUACUUGGCAAGGCAACGAAACAGAAACUGCUUUCAGAGUUCUUAUCGAUUUGGAUACGGAGGGCGCAGAAAUAGCGUCAGACGACCUGGAUGAUAUGAUCAACAAAUGCCACCAUACAGAAGCUAGCCAUGAGACACAGGCUUUUGGGCCCUUUUCUGUGUUCCGCAUUGGACAGAAGACUGAGAUGGAGGCCUCAGAAUCACGGCAAUUUGAUAACAAGGAAAGCCAAGAGGAUCAAAAACUUGUGGGAGAAACAGCAACCGAUGACUCAUAUACGCCCUCCUCGAGCGACUGGUUGAUAGGCACAAGCCAGCACUCAUUACCUGAGAUCAGCAAUGACGCAACAUCACAUGUCACCAUAUUCGACAUAUCUGCGCAUCAGACUACCAGUUCGACUGAAGAUUACGUUGAUGAAAAUAAUGAUCUGGUACUGUGUGAGCAUUUCUCAGAAGAAUGGUUUCUCGGCUCAAGCUUUUGUGAUCUCGAUUCAACAUCAUCGUGGGCAGAACUCAGUUUCCUUCCGUUCGACGUGGAAAACGAUGCCACAUUCGAUGUCUCCAUAGCAUUAGAGGGUCAUAUAUCGUCAGAUAACUUCCAACUCAACAACCCUUCGUUCAGCUUCUGGCAUGAACUGCCGCAGCCACAAGCCAGUCUCGACCCCGUCUCCAUGUCGCGACAACAAACCGAGCUGAUCCAUCACUGGCUAGUCCACAUGUGCAGAAACAUGGUCCCAAUCGACACAAUGGACAACCCAUACCGAGUUAUAUAUCUGCGCUUGGCUUCCGAAGGCGUCAGUGGCACAUCCAAGAGUCACAUUGCAGUGCUGCAUGGCGUGUGCGCUGCGGCCGCGCAUAAUCUCAACACGAUACGGCAUGACAAGGCAGAUAGGCAAUCGGCGUGGAACGCACAGGUAGCACUGAAGAAUCUACAAGAGUCCAUUUCACAUCCAAAAGGCAUGGAUUAUACCUCUGUUCUGGCUGCUAUUGCGAUGUGCAUCAUGCAAGACACCAUGACGGGACAUCCUCAGGGUUGGAGAGCCCAUAUACAAGCUGCGUUAAGGAUAAUAGUACAGGGAACACUCUAUCAAGGCCUGGACCCAGGAUCUGACCUCCACGUUGUGGUUCUGCAGUGCCUGUGUCUCGUCGUGCUAGGCAAUGUUGAUACACAGUAUGACCUUGCAGAUAUGGUGUCUCAACUCCCUACUAACGAGGACUAUGUCUCGAAGCAUCACAGUGUAACCAAGGAUCUGGUCGGCAUCAUAUCUCAAAUCAACACGCUCUCAAAACAAGAUAUCAGAGACCUCGCUCUGGUCGACCAGCUAGAGCUUCAGAUCUAUCUCCAAGUUGGACCAACUACGCAUCACAAUCAGUUCCGCAGUGACAAGGUCAACUUUAUCAGUCAACACUAUGCCUCGGUCUGGCACUACGCCACAAUAAUACACUUCCAACGACGGAUCCGCCACAAGCCACCAGAGCAGCUACGAGAUAUUGUAUCAGAAGCCCUGGGUCACCUUGAAGCGGCUGAAGAUGUCACCACUGAUCUGGACGGAUGCAUCGUUCUAUGGCCUUGCAUGGUUAUCGCCACUGAAUGCCAUGACGAGGAGCACAAGAUGCGUGCCUUGAAUUGGUUCAAGAAGAAGGACCGCCAUGGAUUCGCAAAUGUCAGCUUGGCAAGCACAGUUUGUCGCGAAUAUUGGAAUUGGCGUGACAGAAAUCCUACUAGUUCCUUGACUACAUCAUGGCAAGAUUUUGUGGCAAGGACCCAGUAUGAUGUUGUUCCAGUAUGA
Molecule: messenger RNA, 1920 nt
Organism: Fusarium tjaetaba
Lineage: Eukaryota; Fungi; Ascomycota; Sordariomycetes; Hypocreales; Nectriaceae
Product: fungal Zn binuclear cluster domain protein
Exons: 1
Coding region: 1-1920 (639 amino acids)
Biological process (GO): positive regulation of transcription by RNA polymerase II
Cellular component (GO): nucleus
Molecular function (GO): transcription cis-regulatory region binding; zinc ion binding; DNA-binding transcription factor activity, RNA polymerase II-specific
Source: RefSeq, a predicted model, not a curated record